AUAUUAAGCGGGACAAAAUGAUGCCACCGGCCGCCGUGCGUAAACAGAGAAGGGGGGUGCCUCCCCGUUGGAAUUUCGUAAUGGUCCGUGUGGUACACCCCGGCCAAUGACCAACAAGUCGCGGUGUUAUUGUUUGUGCCGUGAACCAUGCAAGCGUCAGCUUCUUCCGUUGUGUCUCCCGCGCCCGCGUCAGUUCGGGGACCGACGACAACGACACGUUCGCGAUGUUGAGGCGCCGAGUCGACCGUCGUUGCAACGUGGGACAAUCGGGCGACGGAACAUGUUGGGCGGUUCGCUGGUGAGCUUGUUUAGGCAGCGCUGCUACCGCAAACCGAGUCGGCCGGCGACGAUUAUCCCUUUGUUUGUGACGGAUCGGGCCGACAACUACUGUCACCCAUGCGUGCGAAGCGGAGAGUGAACCUAGCCAAGCGUCGCUGCUGAGUUCAACAGCACCGCUAGGCCUCCGUGCAGUGAUCCCUCCCUCGUGAAGUCGACAGGCCAGCGUCAAGAGGCUGAGGCGGCUUCCCGGCGACGGUGACACUAAAAAUGGAACUCCGGAAGAGCCUCAGAAGAAAGUUCUCGGGAAACAUACGAUCCCCCAUAGUAAAAAGAGACAACCAGGCUGAAGUGGUUAUCAAGGGAUGGCUCUUCAAACUGGAAGGGGCCACAAUCAAGCAGUGGAAAAAGCGCUGGUGCAUCCUGUCGGAGUAUUGCCUCUUCUACUACAAGGGUCCAGAGGAGGAGAAAUGUCUUGGAUCAAUACUCUUGCCCAGCUACAAGAUCAGGCAGUGCAUUGCCGAAGACAAGGUGUCCUUGAAGCACUCUUUUGUGGCCGAGCAUCAGAACACCAAGACGUACUACUUUGCGGCCGAGAACAGCUCCUGCAUGUGCCAAUGGAUGAACGCCAUGUCGCUCGCCGCUCUCAUGCAGACGGAAACUCCGCACAGUGCCGGAGCCACGGGACACCGCCAGAGACACCAUCCCCCGCCUCACGGCUUUCCUCCGAGCUACGAGCCGCGCCCUCCCUUGCACCAGCCGCCCCUCCGGACAUCGGAUGAAUCCUUCGAAGUCGAGGGCUAUGCCGUCGAACACCAGUACCUCGGCAGCGGCGACCAAUACCCGUGCUCUUAUACGCGCAGCCCAAUCUACGACCAGCGUCCCGGCGUCGUCCCCGGACCGCGGCACCCCGUCUACGCAAAUGCUCCCCCAAAGCCGCUUCGUCACGGCGCCCUGUCUCCGACCCAGGGAGGCUACGACGGAUACAAUGGCUACGAAGCCUACGACGGGUACCCUGGGUUCGAGGGCUACGACGGAUACGACCCGCAAGAACAGCUCCCGGCUUACGCGGGAAGACCGAGAUCGGCGCACUACGGCGACAGCGUGGCAGCCGUUGCGAUGCCGGCGUUGAUGCGGCCGCAUUCGGCCGACUUUCUGGAGCGUGACGAGGAGGCGGACGUUGGGGAGUUCCGGUUCGGGAGGGUUGCUGCGUCCGCGAGGCCGCGUCCCAAGUCAAGCAUGGCUCAAUAUGACUGGGAAGACGAAGGCUACGACGAAGAUGAGUGGCGAAACUGCGGCGGGGCGGUUCCUGUGGAAAAAUUGGUGGCGGGUCCGCAGCGUGGCGCGGCGCAGGACGACCCCCGGCGUCUUUUGGUGGGGAGGCGGGACGAUGGUGGAAUGCAGACAAAGAAGGCGGCUCAUAAGGAAGAAUCGAUGAAGCGGCUACUGGAGUGGAAGCAGCGAAUGCUCCAGUCUCCGCUGCGCAAGAAACAGGGCCAGCAGAAUCUGGUGCCUUCCUCGUUCGAACUCCAGUCGGCCGUGCUCAAGAGGCCCACCCAGGUGCUCGGUGGCGACGUCAGGGCUCCGCCGGAGCGGCCUCCGCUCCCCGAGGAGUACAGGAGAAGGGUGCUGGACGAAGUGCAUGCCCCCGGCGAAGUUUGGACGGGUCAGCGACGCCUGUCGGGAGGUCCGUUGCACGAACCGAUCGCCGGCAGGCCGCAUGAGAUGCAAGAUGCCCCUGGACCGGAUCUCAUUCAACACACAAAGCCACAGCCCCCACGUUGCAGCGACAGCCCCGACUACGUGAACCUCCGGAACAUUCAGUGUGUGCGCCAGCAACAGCUCGUGCAACACAGCAGAGAGCCCGAGCCCAGCCCGAACCCUGUCCCCGCGAAAAUCAAUCAGCCGCUUCGUUCCUGCCUCAGCCCCACCAAUCGUGCUAGACAGGACGCCUCUUUCGCCGAUCCGUACUACAAGCAACAGAGCCAGAUGACAACCGGCACCGCUUCAGAGAUCGAAUCCGGCUACGUGGACACCAAAGUCGCCCGCAGCAAGACGCCGACCUUCGGGUUCAUUCCAGCGAGCAAGCAUUCGGGAGACGCGUACAAUGGCAGCGAAGGUCACUCGGACCGGAGCCUCAGCCCGAGCAACGCGCUCGUCCAGCGCGGAAAUCGGAGGCGUCCGUCUAGCGAUCGGAUAGUCUCCGAGGCUUCCCCCGCCCGCCGUAACGAGUCGGAAACAUUGCCUAAGGAAUUGAGGCGACGGAGCGACGGCUUUGCCGUGACGCCCCCUGUGUCGCCUGGCGGGAGCGUUGAGGGUCAGGAGCACGCUCCGCCGGAGGGGCCCCGUAGUUCGGUGUACGGACGUCCGCCAAGCACUUUGCGGACCGCCGCAACUUGCCUAGAUGUUGCUGAGCGGCGCAACGAAGAGGCACCUUUGGGCAAGACUCACGGUCCCGACCGCGAGAGUGUGCAUCCCGGCCGCAGCGCCGGCCUCAAGAACUCUCCGCAAGACGUCGUUGCGCAAGACCGAGUUUACAGCAAUUCGAGUGUGUGGCGCGAGGAGAGUAGAGUCUCGACGCGGCCAUCGCAUCCGGUUCGGGAGACUUCGAAAGAACCGAACGCCGAAGGGUUUUACAUCAAGAAGGAGGACUACUACCGUGCCUCGCAGAUGUUCUACCCAAAGCAGGUGGCCUCCAAGAGCCUGCUGAGCUCGCUAUCGGACAGCGCGAGCAGCGGCGUGCUCGAAGUGGAGACAUUUGAUAGCCGCUACCGCAGGAGUGCCACCGUCCCGACAAGUCCGCAGUGGGAACUGGACAAGGAUGUCGGCCUGCCGCUGCCAGACAACCUGGACGUUUCCUUCCAGUCGACGAGCAACAACUCAGUUUUUGAAGGCUCCUGCGAGUGCCUCACUCCGGGCGACCAGAGUCCGGAGUUGUUUCAGGGAACGCUGCGUCCCAGCCGCACAUAUGUGAGGGAUCGUCGGGUGCAGAACGACCGGUCUGGGGAUGUUUCCGCUGGCGCCGAGGCAAAGUGCCGUGACGAGAUGACCACGAAGGCCGGCGCCAACUUCGAAGAGCUGCGCUCGGCAUUUCAGAAGAGGAAAGAGGCUCCGCCGACCAACAUAGUGCAGGACCGGAUCAAGCGCUUCGAGUGUAAGGACGAAACGGGGGUUGCAGGAAAGCCCCAAGAAAACUGGCCGGUUCUGGAUAAGAAGGGCGGCGGGGACUCCGAAGGUCCCACGUGCGAACGAGGGAGGAACUGCAAGGAGGGAGACGGCGGCGGCGGCCCGGUGUUGUCGAAGUCGGAGCCCGCCGUGCACUACGGAAACUCUCUGCUGCUUACAGAUCUCCGCAGGAGCGCCGAUUUCAAGAAGGAGGGUGCACGAACGGCGGACGACGGUGCGACACCGCCCAAGGUUGUGAAGCAGGAAAUCGUGGAUGCGCCACCCGUGCGUGCUUCGCUUUCUCCGCCGACGCCGGUUCAACACCGGUCUCCCGAAGCCCACUACCUUCCGAUGGGGGGAUGGCUGGCCAAAGAGGCCGACUACGUUUCCAUGAAUGUGGACCUCAGUUCCGGCUCGCCACCGGACGAGCCCGUGUACAAUGAGCCCGUCCUCCCCGUGCCGAGCUUCGUGCACGACUCCUUCGGCAAGAUUCGGUCCCUGUCGCGCCAGUCACCGAAAAAGGAGAGUUCGGAAACGAGCAGCGAGGAAUCAACGGAGAACAUUUAUGAGCAGGUGCGUCAGGUCACGGAAGAACCGCCGGCACUGGCCGCUUCCAAGGAGGCCACGCAAGCCAAUGAGGCGCCCGUGUAUGAAGAGCCUUACAAGUUGAUGUGCAAACAAGCGGGGGAGAACGUCGAAGAGAAAGCCAAGAGCCUCGAACCAUUCUCUAAGGACGGCAGCAAACAGGCAGCCAAGAAGCCCAUCCCAGACUUGCUGCACCACGAGGAAGUGAAGGAUUCCGGCGCUUCGGAUGCAGACGACGAAGCCAGCCGCGCCGACUUCGACACUCCAAACUCUUCAUUGCCGAGUUACCAGAAGGAAGUCCUGAACGAGCACCUUUCCACGGCGAACCGGUCGUCGCUUCUGCCCCGAUGUUCAGCUCAAUCCUACCUACCGGUGUAUGCGUCGCACUCUGCGAAGUACUCGUUCAAAAGAGACAAGAGCCCGAAACCUGAACAGUCGCCGGCCGGACCGCCGUAUGGGACUUCCGACAAGGACCGCGUUGAGACACCUAGAGGUCAUUCCCCAAAGCCGCCACCCCUGGCCUCGGCGAGCUCGAAGGCCUUGUUGGAUGGCUUCGUCAAGGCCUCGCCUUUUCAGAGCGAGCGGCCCACGAGCAUUGGUCUCCUCAAGAGUUUCGACGGGGACACCAGCUCCAGCGACGCAGGGUCAUGCUUGACCGGCCCGAGCUCUUCCGCGGCCAGGCCGCCUGGCCCAGACGCCUCUGCGGUGCAGGGUAGGGCGGCAUCCGAAAACUUUGGCCAGGUUUCUUCACCGCUCCUCUCCACCGCGCCAGACAUCCUGCCGUCCGAAGUCCGCAACGUCGUCUCUGAGUCGAACAGCAACAAGGCCCUCAACAGCGCCCCCUACUACUACUCGGAUAUCUUCGGCGACAAGCUGCGAAUUGCCGAGAGGCCAUCAUCGCGCCAGGCGGGUCAGCAGGCACGCAUCGCACCCAACACUCCGAACAAUAUCCGCGAGGUCGGUCCGACGCCGCAGGUUUCCAGGGACAACGUCGGGCGCCGGGUUAAUAAAAUCUCGACAUCGGUGCCCGCAGGACUUGAUGCGAGCCACGUUCGGACACGCUCGGAGCCCGACCCCUCCGCAGCGGAGUUCGAGAGCACGCUCCGCGGACUGCUUGGCCCGGCAGAUGCUCGCAAGUUCUCCGACGCAGAGCGGAACAAGUACGUCGCUGGCCACACGCUCGAGAAGACGUCUCACAUGUCGCGUUCAGUCCUCUCGCACAUGCGCAAGCAGCGGCCGGACUCUUCUCCCCAUCCAGAGCCUGGCGGGGACCGACCUCCGCCGGAUCAACAGGACGACGCGGAGCGGCAACGACUUUUGUCACGCGGCACCGGGGGAAUGCUUCCCCGACGUCUCUCGCGCUCGCUCGAAGACAUGAUCGACGUAACUUCUUCGCCGGUGCGGCAACGGCAGAAGGUCCGCAGCAAGACGCCCGUGAUUCCGACGGCGGCGGAGUGUCACGACGAUGAGCCGUUUUACGAAAACGUUGGUUUUGGAAGUGCACGGAGGGAGCGCGCCUCCCCACCAAAGUCGUUGGGUGGGGCAAGCCCCCAGGUGUCGCCGGCGAAGCACAGUGUCUACGAUGGCGAGGACUUGUGCCGCGACUUUGUUGUUCCGAGGGUUUUGGCCGGGUCGUCAGGUCCCCUUGGCAAUUCCUUGAAACUCCUUGCCGCCAGCUCUGACGGAAUGGACCAGAAAGAAACCAGAAACGAUGUCGGCUCCUCCCAGUAUGACGAAGUCGGGAAACUGAGUGCCGAACUCACCUCCCUUCGGCUUGUUGGCUCGGAUUUUCGCAAAGAGGCUGGCUUGGGAUCCGACGACAGUGUGCGGACGCGCGAAGGAAAACGAUGCAGGUCGAACGACUUUGCAAAGCCGAAAACUCGAGAUGGUAUGUACAGGCACAGUACGGAUGAUCUGCAUUCGUGCAACAUUGGCUGCCAUUCGCUGAGUCCCCUUCAGUUGGACUCGGAGCCAACCCCACUACCAAGCGGGGGUCUGAGCCACAGCGUGUCUGCGGGGGACUUGCUGGGAAAAAGCCACGAAGAACUCGUCCUGUUGCUCAUUCAGCUGCGAAGAAGCCAAAGCAGCUUGCUGACGUGCCAGAUGCAAUGCAGGGCGGAGCUGCAAGAGCUCAAGGAAAACAUUGUGCAGAGCGAGAUGAAACACAGUGCUGCAGAUGUCCAGAGACUCGUGAGCCUGCAACGGAGCCUCAACGAGCUCACGCGGAAUCUCGGGCUUACUCGGCCCCUGAUCAGCCUGGUAGAGAACAUGGUCAAGCUGGGAAGUCUGUACAACAUUGCUGGCAUUGAAAAACAGAACGAUCGGGGCGUAGCUGAGGGGACGGAAUCCAGCCACGAGGACGUCUUCGUGGACAACCUUGAGACCGAGACACUAGAGAAGCAGCAGCGCAUGGUCGAGAAGGAAAUACUGCGGAUACAGAACAUGCUCGCCGAGAGCACCACCUUUGGCAGCCCCUUGAAGGAGGACCUAGAGGUUGAGUUAAAGAGGCUUCAGAAGAUUGUGGACAACCUCCUGCUAAGGAAGGGCAGGACAUGCCCUAGCCCGGGCCUGCGUUUGGAAGAGGACCGCAACACGGCCUCCACUCCGGAACCCAGACUCAGCCUGGCGUGUGUGCCCGAGCGAAAGCGGCAUCAGAAGACCUACUAUGAGACAGACUUGGAUUCGUGUGUUACCAGUAACCUGGCCCUCUCAAGCCGCCCGUCAUCUCUCUACAACAUGUCUGGGUCCCAGAUGGAUGGAUUGGAGUCGCCGAGCUUCUCUCCGGAGCCGUCGGAUCGCAUCGAAGACGACGACAACUCAUGUCCUACGCAAGACAUGAACGAGGCAGAUGACCGGACAAAGAAGUUCUAUGGCCUGCUUCCGCGGGACCGGGCCCAGGAAAUUCGCACGGUGCGGAUUGUGAAACGGGAGUCGGAGAGGAGGCACAAAGGAAAGGACAGGCGCAAGGGUGGUGCAUCCGACGACGGAGCUCUCGUCUGGGUCGUGGAGCAGCCGGAGACCUUCUUUCCUCACGAGCAGCAGACGACAGAAUCUAUGUCGAACCUUGAAACAAGUUGCCCAGGCGGCAGCUACGUCUCACCAUACGAGACAAAGAAGGAGCAUGGCAGCGCCAGUCAGGAGGACCGGAGCACGAGCUCGUCGUCGUCGGACAGUUUAACGGGAUGCCGGCGAGCGCCUGGGAAGAAUGACUCCCGACGCAACAAGCGGAGGCACUACACCAUAUCGGGAAGCCACCCUUUCUUGGACCAGCAUUCGCCUUCCAAAAUGCCCGCUUGCCUGCGUUCCCGUGACGAUAUGGACAUGGAGCGCUGCCUACGAACUGUGAACACCCCCGACAUUGUCCGGUCCACCAUCAAGAAGUCUGACGUGUACGACGAGCAGACGAUUGACAUGCAGAUUGGCCUACCUGAGAAGAUCUUGAUACCGGAGCGCUACAUCGAAGAGGAGUCCGAGAAUGUUUCGGCGGUUGAGCAGCUCCGGAGGAGUCUGAAAGCGGCCAACAUUCGCAAAAUGCUCACGGAGACCGUUGGGUACGAAGACCUCGACGCCAGGGGUUCUCUCGAGGCCGUCCGGUCGCAGGUGGGGGAAGAGAAGAGGCGGCGGGCCCACCUGCUGGCCCUCAGCCACACCAUUGCCAAGGAAGUCAUGGAGAGGAGCAAGAUGGUGGCAGCGCAUGUGAGCUACCAGGAAAACACGUAGCCCGCUUUCCCAUCGUCGCUCUCACGACCACUGUCGCAGAAAAAAAAAGAAAAGAAAAAAAAUAUUCCAACGGGGUGGGGAUUUUUGCUUGGCCUGCACUUGGUUUUUGUGCGGGCCUGUCGGGUUGUGUGUAGUUUGUCAUUCCUCCACUUCGUUUUGUUGUGGACGCCAUGGGCCGAUGACACUGCCCCCUUCCGUUUUCAUGUUUCCUACGUCUUCACGCUUUUUUUGGUUUUUGGCGGCUCCAUUAGUUUUGGUGGAGACCGUUUUUGGUUGUUUUAUUCACUGUCUCCGAUCAGCGAGAUGCGUUUGAGAUUGCCGUUUUAGGCUGAAACACGAGAGUAUUUUGCUUCUUUUCUGGUAGCUUACUGAGGUGUUCGUUGCAUGUGCAUUUUACCCUUUCUUCAUCAUUAUUUGAUGUGGCAGUUGACUUUGCAUUUUAUUUUUAUUUGGGCUAGACCCAUUAUCUUGAACAUCAUUUCGGAGGAAACGGUUUUUGUUCCUCCGUGUGGAAGCCGCUUUUUUUGGCAUUGUGGUACUUAAGUGCGGUGCCAGUACUAUAUCUGCUCAAAGUUGCAUCGCCCCGUUGUGACUAACCAUUUUGUAGCGCACUCUAGAAGUACACGUGCUCUCGAGUGUUAACCAUAUCCCUUUUGUUUCUUUGUGUAUAUGCUGUGCCUUAGCAUUAACAUUAAUGGAGGAAUUUGGUGGUUAAGUGUCACUACUCUCCCCCAGAGUUUCCCACAUGUCUUUGGCCUAGCUUGCACUUGCUCACUCUGGGGAGAAUGCUCCAGGUUCACCUGGGACAACCACUCGAAUUCAGUUAAUAAGUGUAUCUCAAGUUAUGCUGGCAGGUUUCUUCUCUUUAUAUGGAAGGAAAAAAUGUCACUGCAUAUGUGGCAUUCCAAAGGUAUUAUAUUUUUUAUGCCCUCUGCAUGCAGCAGAUUUUACAGUGGCAUUCUUAUUAUUGUUUUGUGCAAUCCAAGCGAGGAUCAGUAUUUGUGCACACCCGCGUUUUCUUUCGUUGCCUCACGGGAAAGUGCAAAGGAUGGAGACAAAGAAAAAGAAGAGAUUGUAAAAGGUUCACAUCAAAGCGUCACACUACUUAACACUGUUUCUCAUCAAAUGUGCAUCAGAUUACCUUAGUGCGAGACACUUGCAUAUGCAGGGAUGCAAUAAUGUGCUGCUUUGCUUUUUAACCCUCGUUAGUUAUGCAGUUUGGCAUAACUGUGCUUAAAGACCGACACACGACUUCCAUUUUCUGCUGGGAGGGUAACCUUCUUUGUAUGCUCCUCUCCUAAGGUGGGUAGAAGAUGAAGGGAAAGAAGGAAGGAAGCAAGCAAAAAAUGCAAAGCAUGUGUCAGUCUUUAAGGUGCAUCUGUAAUGAGUUGCUAAACUAAUUCUUUCACAAAGCUGAUACUAUAGUACUUUUUUUUUUCUCUAAUUUGAGGGAGAUUUAUGUUUUAUUCGCCCUGCACUGUAUUCACGACAGGCAGCUUUCGCACAUCAAGGCAGUCCCAUAGCCACUGCGUGUAUUGUAGCUGCGUGUGAUAUUUUUGGCCAUAUCUCGCCCCCCGAUUGGCUCCCAUAACUUGCCAGUGUAUACCAUGUUUUUAUAAGGCAAAUGUACUUAUUUUGAGUUUUGGAUAUGUGCAUCUCGUUCCUUGGAGGAUGCACGUUCUUAGCUCUUGCGGGCAAUGUUAAUGUGGCCUGUAGUUAGUUAAUACUCAAACUAACAAGGCUUUAUCAGCAAGGAUUUAUCUGUCUAGUAGUUGCAGAAUGCUGCAACACAUUGAAAUUGGAAGCAAUGUUUCACAACAAAGCUCUAACUUGGGAACUUGUGGGAAGAGAAAAGAAAAUAAAGGUUUGACCCUUUUUUUAUUUCUGUCUGGAAACAGCUUGA
Messenger RNA from Ixodes scapularis (black-legged tick), 9649 nucleotides. RefSeq lists its product as uncharacterized. The transcript is spliced from 23 exons. Lineage: Eukaryota; Metazoa; Arthropoda; Arachnida; Ixodida; Ixodidae. The record is from RefSeq and is a predicted model, not a curated record. Bases 547 to 7746 code for a protein of 2399 amino acids.